This is a messenger RNA of Phasianus colchicus (ring-necked pheasant), 14550 nucleotides long. NCBI's taxonomy places the organism in Eukaryota, Metazoa, Chordata, Aves, Galliformes, Phasianidae. The record is from RefSeq and is a predicted model, not a curated record.
CCAGGUAGAUCGGGGAUGGCCGCCAGCAGCGACAGCGUGCGGAGGGCUGGGACGGCCGCCUGUGAGCCCGCGGAGGAGAAGGCUGUGCUGCUGCAGGCUCCCGCCCGGCUGCUGAGCCCCGCGGCUGUCAGGCACGGGCUCGCGCCUUCCCAGGGCCAGCACGGACCGGGCGCCCUGAAGACGAGAGAAAACCCAGCGAUGUCUUUGCCUCGCCCGGCCCCAGAGCUAGCAGUGGUGCAGGACGCGUGGCUGGCAGAGCUCGUUGCGGGGUACCAGAAGGGCGCAGUGAACCCAGUGUCAGCCCUGCACCGCUUUGCACAAAGGUACGGCAUGCAGCUUGAUUUCAAAGAGACCGGUGUGGCAGGGCAUGCCAUAAGUUCUUAUUUUGGCAUUAGUGCUGUGUUGGAUGGUGUUUACUACAAGACAGGAUUGGGAAGAAGCAAGAAGGAGUCUAAGCAGAGUGCAGCUAAAUUGGCUCUUGAUGAGCUACUGAAGUUGGAGUAUAUGGUGGUACCAGCUUCUGGAAAGUCAAGUCCUCCCCGUAUUCUGGUUGAGCCUGAAACUCCAGCAAGCUCUAUUGAUGUUUCAAGGAUCAGUUUUGAAGGACGACACCAUAUAUAUCAGAAAUUUUUGCAGACGGUUGAAGGAGUAUUUAACAGCCUGACUGCUGAAAAUCCUGAGUACCAAAGCUGUGGAGGUUCACUGGCAGCCUUCAUCAUUGAGAAAGGUGGAGAGCAUAAAGUCGUAGCUCUAGGAACAGGAGACUGUAAUUACAGCAAUGAUUAUUCACCUGAGGGAAGAGUGGUGCACGACAGCCAUGCCAUUGUUACUGCACGGCGUUCUCUUCUCCGAUAUUUUUAUCGACAUCUUUUGCUGUUCUAUAAUGAAAAUCCAGCACACAGAGAGCAAUCCCUGUUUUGCACAGCACCUGACUCGAAGCUUCUUACCCUAAAGCGGAAUAUAAAUAUCUAUCUCUAUAUGAGUCAGCUGCCAAAAGGAUCUGCUCAGAUAAAAACACAGUUAUGUCUUAAUCCACAUUCUCUAACUGCUUGCCAAGCUGCUGAAGAACUGUGUCUCCAUGUCGCUAUAGAAGGCAAGGUUUAUCUUUCUCUUUCUUGUCCUUCUAAAACUGUGAGAGUAAUAAGUAUGUCAGCUAGUGACAAGUUAACAAAAUGGGAAGUGGUUGGCGUUCAGGGAGCGCUGCUGAGUUACUUCAUUGAACCAGUGUAUAUCAACACUAUUCUUGUAGGAAAUGGAAAUUGCAGGAGUUUGAAGGGGUUAGAAAUAGCUAUAAGACAACGGAUUGACGAUGCGCUCACAUCAAAGCUUCCAGUGCUUUACGUGGUCAACAGAUCGUUUACUUACUUGGUGAACACCGUACAACCAAUUCAAGUGAAUGUGAAACAGAGGUCUCUUAGUUUGAAUUGGAUGUUGUCAGAUGUGCAGCUGGAGGUUGUGGAUGGGCUAAAUGGAAAAGUCACUGAAAGUUCGCCAUUCAAAAGUGGCUCUUCCAUGGCAAGCCGCCUUUGUAAGGCAGCAAUGCUGAGUCGUUUCAAGUGCCUUGCUGGGCGAGCAAAACGAACUGAUCUGCUUCAAGUCGCUACGUACCAUGAAGCUAAGGUCAAGUCUAAUUUGUAUCAGGAAGCUAAAAAGUUGCUGUACAGCUACUUAGAGCAACAUGGUUAUGGGUCCUGGAUUGUGAAGUCUCCACAUAUUGAACAGUUCACUGAAUGAUUGCAAGAUGGAUUGUAUGUGGAGUCCAUUUUCUUUUGAGUCAUCGUGGGUGGGGGCAAAGCACUUCACUGUGGGAAGAGAAGUGGAGCAACAGAUACCGAUGCUUAGCUCUAUCUCCAGAAAUGGUUUACCACCAAGAAAAAGUUAUAUUCUGCUUUUUUGGAGUCCAUUGAGUUGAAAAGGACGUAAGCUGGUAAGAGCACCUUGCAGAAGCUUCUGCAGAGGAAGCCAUUUCGGCAGAGGCUUAGCCCUGGUGUGGAGCUCAGCAAACCUGAAGGAGUUUCAUAUGGUACCUGUUCUGGGGCACCACCUGCUGGUGCUUCCUCAUCUGUCUGCUGAAGAUGGACGUACUCAGGACCUCCCAGAGUCAACCCGUAAAGCCCUGUGCUGCAAAUGAACUGUUGUCUUCCUUCCUGGUGUUUUUCAAGAGAAAAAAAAAAGCAACAACCUGAUGAAGCGAUUAGUCACUGGGUGUAUUUGCUUGUUUCAGAGGUAGCAGUAAACUCUGCAGUAAAAUGACGGCUAACCAUCUGGCUCUUUUCACUUUGACGAUACAAGUUAGAAAGAGUGCUAGUGAAAAAAACCCAACAGUUAUAUUGGGUGCAUUACUUUUUGCAUUGCAGUUGUUUCUAGCAAUGAGAUGGGAUGGAAUGUAUCUGUUUUGGUCAUGCUAUGUUUUUUGCAAGUCAAAAAUGCACAAGCCAUAAAUCUUAAGAGGAGGCUGACAGCUUUGUGAAAAGAGCUCCAAAGGUUAUAUAGCUUGAUCCAGCUGAUGUCUGUGAACUGACACCUUUACAUUCAUGCAUGGUUUCUGCAACAGCUCCCAAGCUCCAUUUUCAUUACUCUCACUCACUUGCACUGAGCAUACAGAGCCUUCUGUGAGCACUAGGGACAUCUGUGCUGCCACCUCAAGGAAUCUUUUCAGUGCCAUGCUCCUAAUAUUUCAUAGCAAGGAGGUCAAGGAACUGUGUCAUGCCAUACCAUGCCGGGGCACUUGUGUGGCACAGUGAGAAAUGGUGAAUGCAGAGGAGCAGCGUGAGAAUACACAAGAGGAUGUGGUCUGCCUCCCCUUGAAGUGACUCCACAUAUCUGCUUGCAGACCAGCUCCUCAGCUUCUAUUGUGCACUACUACAUUGAGUACUCCAAACCACUGUACCAGCCAUCAGAUGCUUGUGCUUCAGCUCCUGCACAGAGAAGAGGCUCUAUUGUCACGCUGUGUAACCAAAGGGCAGGCUGAUGCAGGAGCCACCCCUGCAAACCUCAAGUUGUAGUAACACAAGUGCCUUCUUCAGCAGCAAAGCCAUUUAAAGAACUUUCUACUCCAUGUCAUCACCAUUCUCUUGUGGCUCUAUGUCACAGUGUAUUUGUCUUUCAGGAGCCUCUGUUACAGCUGCUGGCAUCAGUGAAACAAUCCAAGUUAAAAGUCCUUCUAGCAAACAGCUAGGGAGUUUGCUUGUUUGUUUUACUUCGUUUUGAUUAGGAUUAUUUUACUACCAACUCUGCUUUCUCCAUAGCACAACAGGUUUACAACGAGUAAUGCAUUGCUAGAAGUCAGAAACUCCUCUUCUACUGGCUCUGCUGCAGAUCAAAACCAUGGAUCGCCUACGCAACAAGUACCUCCUAGCACCCAGGGCUGAGGGGGCCACUGGUAUCACUGAGCAACAGCAUUCCAGGAACAGCAAUUGGUUGCAAGUGCAAAUAGAAUUAAGCCCUUUCACUGUGGCUGAAAUAUAGUUUCUGACAGAAUCAUUUUAAGGAAGAGAAUUUAGGAAAGUCUUAACCCAGCAGCCUGGUCUGCAUUUAAAACUUGCCGGUAUUAUGUCACCAUUUUGUUGAGUUUUGUUUGUUUGUUUGUUUUGUUUUGUUUUGUUUUGUGGCUGCAACCAUACCAUUAUAGAAUUAUCUUAAAUAGGAAUACUAACUAUCCCAUUUCUCAUACUCUUUGAAUAUAAUGCACUUUGUUAUGACUUUAUACUUCAGUAAAUGUACUAUUUCAUUGUUCACAGCAGCUUAUAGAAUGCUCACAGGUGGCUGCCUAAUACUAUACUUAACAGAUAAAACUCAAAUGCAGUAUCUCUGGAAAAAAAAGCUUGGUCAGUUUUUUCAGAAAUUGUUUGGUCUGCCUUCAUCUACAACCAGAUGCAUAUAACGGACAUGGAUGUGUAUACCUGCAUCAACAGAUUUAUCUUUUAUAUGUGCACUCAUACACAUUUUAAAAGCUAAAUGAUACAGUUGCUUUGCAUAAUGAGUUUCAUUUUUUUUCACAGGUCAGCACCUUUAGUGAACCCUGGAAAAACUAAUGUGCGAUCAGUCAUCGCAGUGAAGCAGCAGCACCCGUUCAGUAGUCUUGGACAAAAAGCUGAAUGCUGUGGUUUCAGUAACUUAUCAUUGAAACCUUGUGGUUCUGUGUAGGAGGUUGCACAAGCUGGACACGUUUGACAUCCUUGUUUCUGAACGGUGAAAUCUGUACAUCUAAUUUAUGAAAAUUAUCUCUGGUGUGAUUUUAUUCUUUUUUUUAAUGAAGUCAACAUUAUAUUUUCCCUGCAUUCAGUGGAAACAAUAAUGGAAAUGUUUUAAGAUGUACUGUGAACCUGUUUUGACCUUAAAAGGGAGAGUAAUAAAAAUAUCCUUGAUUUUGAUUAAGUUCUAAGAAGGAAAUUAAAAUUAAAUACUUGGUGUUGCAGUUGAGAAGAAAGUAUUUAUCAGGUGGGGAAACAAACAGAGAAAUGAACUGUGAGAAGUCACAUAGAUGUUAUGAAAUAAAAAUCUUCCAAGUGAGAAUAUGAUAUUAAAAAAAAGCAACACAACAAAGUAAGGUAGUUUAGAAUAAACUAUGGUAUCUGUUGUCUUUCAGAUAGGUUCUGCAAACUGGUAAGGUUACAGGCAGGGCAAAUGAAAGAUGUAUCUGCAGCUUAAACAGUCGAAGUCACAUCAAACAAGCAAAACAGUGUAAGUAAAUCAUCACUUAGUCAGUUAAUGUUUUUUUUAUCUUUCCUUUUAUUUUAUUUUAUGCUAAGUUUAGUGAAAUAAUGCAGUUCCUUGACAAGUGAAAUGUGCUAAUAUUGGUGCAAAGGAUAUCACAGCAGGUAUGCGUAACUGGAAUUGGAAGGAGGAGAAAAUAAAUUUCUUGGCUUGUCCAUGCUGUGUAGCUUCAGAAGAAAUACAUCUACAUCUGCAUUGCCAAACUAGAACUGGGACCCACCAUGGACUCUUAUCUUCCUUAUUUACACUUCUGCCUUCUGCUCUGCAGAACUACACUUAGUACCAACAGGAAAAACUGCCUCUGAGAAGAAGAUUCCCAGGAGCAUGUGUGCCAUUCUCUGUGGUUAAACAUAGUAAGCGAAUCUAAGGAAACAAGAUGAUCAAAGACCUUUGAAUAACAUACAAAAAAGAAGAAAAAGAACAUUUGAGGAAAAAAAGAAGUGUUGCUCUCUUAUUGUACGAUUCACUAGAAAAUGAAGAUGUGUUGUCCUGCUUGUGUUUUCUUUCCAGAAACCUGAGCUGAUAAUCAUUACAACUGCAGCUGCAAACUUAUCAUGUGACACCAGAUUCUUUGAGCAUACCGUGCUGUUUCCCUGAACUGACCUGUGGGAAGCUGAGAGAAAAAUGAGGAUCCACUGCAGAUGCUAGCUGAAAUCAAUGGAGGCAAAUAACCUUUUUCCUCCACAGUCAUUGCAAGCAUGGAAAAUGUAGAUAGCCAAAGAAGUACUGUCUGUUCAAGCAUCCAAAAUUUACCUAGUGAGUGCAGAGAAAGCUCAGUUAUUUUAGAAAUAACAUUGAUGCACAGCGAAGUUGCCCUCCAUCCUGAGAGCUUCAGCACGAGUGCUGCCUACACACAGGAGAAUGGCAGAGCUUUCCCAAGGGGACCUCACCAGGCCAGGCACUGCACAAGCUCUUGGUGCAAUUUGCUGUGCUCCUCUCCAGGUAAGCCCUGAGAAGUGCUUCAGUAUCUCUGCAAAGGAGAGGCAGACAGGCAUCACAGCACUAUGACCAGCCCAGUACUUGCAUUCUCCUCUAACUUGAUGUUUUGCUUUAUGCACAGGUAUUGGAACAUGAUUUUUUCAAAAAUAGAUGAUGUUGUGUGUGGAUAGCCAGAAAGAUGUCUUUGAGAUGAGUUUCCUAUACAUUGUUCAGUGUUUUUUUAAUUGUUGGGUUUUUUUUUUGAUUAUUUGUUUUUUUGCUUAACUGCUCUUGCUCGAUGAUGAACAAAAAUGUUUAUUAAAAAAGGCAGGAAGAGAAUGCAGUUGGUUUACCCCACCUUAGCAUGUUGGUGUUUUGAAACCAGGGUGGAGUGGUUUAUAUUUUGAUAGACCAUUAUCUAGAAGGAAAGCAAAUAACCUCUUCCCUUCAAGUGCCAAUGAUCUAAAUAAUGCUUUGCUGCUCACUAAUGGUACUGUUGUUUAUAUGCUGCAUGGCUGUGUGUGAGAACAGCUGGGAGAGCUAACAAAGCAAACAGAGCUAACAACACUAUGGACUUCAGAUGUUUCAUUUCUUCAGUAUGGAGAACAGCAGCAGCACAAAUACCAUUGUUCACCUGCAUUAUUUUACUCCAUACACUGUGUAAUGCUGAGCAGAUCAAUAAGUAAUCCUAGUAGAUCACACAGACAGGAAUAAAUGAGCAGUGAGAUGUUUAAAAAUAAUGGAGUGCGAGUAGUAGGUAAGUCUUGUGCAAACUGAUUGAUUUAUACUGAUUGGUGGUUUAUGCCAUCGCACCUUAUGGAGCCAUUCAGUUACAUAGCCUGAGCCUUUGUGCCAGUCUUCUCUUCCCUGAGCUUUCAGAAGGGAAGUGACUUCUUUUUUAUUCUAGGAGAUUGGAGUGGAAAAAAUUACAGAUGAGCUCCAGCAUUACUAUUAAAACAGGCAAUCUUUUCCAUGAUUAAGGACUAGACCUAGAUGAAGUGCACUUCUUCUAGAAUGUAGGAAAGGAGAAGAGUAGCCCCCGGCUUCCUUUUCAAAGGCCUGGCUGAUGGCUAACUAAACUUUUCAUGUACAGCAGUGGAAGAAGGAGGAUUUGAAAUAUCUGAGGAACAGCAAUCCUCUGGGCAGCACUGUACUGCAAAGGAUGGGUGAAACUGACCUGUUCUGGCUUCCCUGCCAGAAUGGAAACAAUCUUGUGCCAGGUUCCCAACAGCUGGCUUGUAGUAGUGUAGUCAUCACAACAGUGUAAGAGCAGCUCAGAUCCACCACUGGUUAAAUAACCCUAGGGUACCUAGUUGGAGAGUUGACUAAUGCCCUCAGGUAUAUGAUAUGAUUUUUGGGUGGUCCUGUGUGAAGCCAAGAGUUGGACUCAGUGAUGCUUCUGGGUACAUUCCAGCUUAGAAUGUUUUACAGUUCUACAACCAUUGUAGGAUUUUUGCCUGAAUGCACUACAUACACAUCAUCAGGAGGUUGUAGAUUGACAGGUUUGAUGAGGAGCACAACUACCUGAAUGACAUCAUAGCUACUCUAUGAACUCUUCCUCUUGUUAAGGUUGUUGCUCACGUCUGGCUUGAAAAGGCGGAAAACUAAAUCCUACACAAAGACUUCAUUGUUACUGUGCCUGUUUAGAAAAAGGAUACAUUACUGAAAAUAUUUGGGAUGUGUCUUAGGACAGGAUUGGAAGAACCUUGUUACUUCCUCUUCCCUGUAUCCAUACUUGAUAUGUUUUUACAUUUAUUCACAGUUAAUGCCAAGAACAGGCAAUGUAAAGUGAGAAGCAGGGUUUGCAGCCAUACAGGAGAUGCAGGAAUGUAUAACAGUGGGCCAGUGCUAACAGAUGAAAGGAAGGCUGUCAUGCACUUCUCCCACAGCCCUGCUCCAUAAGGCCCGCACACAGGCAUGAACUGGUUCACAUUAUAAAUGGCUAAAGGGAAAGCAAGGAACUAUAGGUUACAUUUAAGGAGACUGUUCUGAUAGGAAGAAGAGAUAUCUUGAUCUCUUUUUAAACUAUGCCCCUGCUCUUCUCUCCCCACAUUUUUUUUUCUCAGUUCCCUCCCUCCAUAUCCUUCUGUUCUUGCUUGUGUGUGAAAGACUUUUAUCCUACUUGCUUUUUUGCUAUUUCACCAUUACACUGGCAGUAUUGGGGCACUCUGGCAGCUUUCCCUCACCCUCCAAGUAGUAAAUAUCCUCUGGUCAAUGUGAGAGAUGACUGUUUGCUAAGGAGCCAUAUGGCUGAGAUGCGUCUCCCAUGAUUGCAAAGAUGGUCUUGUCCAUGCUGAAUCUUGCUGAGGUAAGAACAACAUCCAACUCUGUGAUUGGUAUAGAACACCUUAUUGCACAGGUCACCUCAAACUUCUGUUCAAAAAGGUGAAGAUAUGGUUACGGUGGGUGUCUUGUAGAUAAGACGGUGACACUGGAAAGAUCAGGUGGAGUCCUACAUCCUCAGUGCCUGGAGAAACAGCACCAUGUCUAAGCUGAGCACCUGUAGGAAACAGCUGCCUAUGGGAGCUGAGCCCUGCGUUACAUGGCUGAAGAGAUUCCUAAGAAUUCGGGCUCCUUGUUAAGAUUUGCAGGUAGUGCUGAGUGGUUGCACAGCACUGGAUACAGCUAAGGGCUCUGCAGGAGUGGGGCUUGCCAGCCUCUCCAUGCCCUUUCCCCAGGCAGCUGGGCCUUCAGUCUUACCUGAAUUCCUACCUGCAAACAGUGUUCAUGGAGUAAUUUCACCAAGUCAAUCAGUUUAGCCAGGGCUCCAAAAGUUAAACACACAGGCAACAUUUUUCUCCUAAAUUUAUAGAUGAGAGAUACAUAAGUAAGUGACUUCAGAGCCUAGCGUGUACCUCCUGCUGCAAGACACAAGACCUGCAGGUUCUCAGCUUUAGGCAUUAGUCACAACUAGUGAUAGCUCUGCGGUCAUGCUGGCUGUCUGAGUAAGAGAGAUGAUGGCUUUAUUUCAGUUUCCUUGAUAGGAAUCUCAAAGCCAGGCUUCCCCAUCUGUGCAAGAGAUCCUCUUCCUGGCUUAUCCCUCUGAUUCCUUGUUAUUUUAGCUUUCAGUCUAUGCUCGCUUCACUUUGGCCCUGCAAGCAUGUUGGCGUGUGGUGCUCCUGUAGUGUUGGGUGCUGCAUCAGUGGUAUCGGCGCAUCCUCCUCCACCGCUUCCUUCCCCUUGCCCCAGCUCUGGCUGGCCCAGUGCAUCUGCAGCAUCACUUGCACUGGCUGCAACAAAACAUGUUGCUGCUUCACCAGCCCUCCUGAGGGAGUCACUUUUCUGCUGGCUGUGGAAAAGCUUCCAGGUACCUCACAGUUUCAAAGCCCACAUUGCUAUUUUUCAAGGCCAAGUUGGCUGGGGCCCUGCGCAGUCUGAUCCAGUGGGUGGCAACCAGCCCGUGGCGGGGGUUGGAGCUUGAUGAUUUUUGGUCCCUUCCAGUCCAAACUGUUCUAUUCCGUAAUUCUAUGAUUUUUCACCUAAUACUGACUGUCUGUGCUCUGCCUUCAGGAUAUUGUUUUAAAAAGAUGAAUUUUCUUUGCCUCGAGAAGGGCUUUUUCAUUCAACUCUGCCUCCCCAAUUUUCUACUUACUCCUAAACCUCAGAGAGAAAAUGUUUCUUCUUUUCCCCAGACUUGGUUUUCUCUUCUGCUGGGACUGAUUUAAUAGUAAGCGGGCUAUUAUGCUGCACUUCCAAGAUUGCUAAAAAGACACUGCAGAAAACAGAGCUGUAAUGAAACAGAAAACAAAUUCAGAAUAGAACGAAUCACCCUUUCUUCAACCUCCAGUUAGAAAAAGAAAAAAAAAGAGAUGAUUCACUGUAGAAAGUCUAGAUGAAGUUUCUCCAAUUCAGUUCUUGUUUAUUGUCUGUGUGGCAAUGCUGUACUUGUCAUUCUGGCAAUGUGGUAUCGCUUUACUUGAAAAUGGCCUGGUGGUUUUAUUGAUUCAUUCAGAAAGCUGACUUUAUUUUGUUGGUAAAUUAAAAGUCUGUUAUUGCUUAUAUAAUCAAGAAUGUGGAGCAUACUUUAUAUUUGAGACCACUGAGUAUUUUGGAAAAUGUAAGUAAAGGUAUAAUAAGUUAUGGCAAGGAAUACAAUACAGUUACGGCACAAUUAAAGACAGCACUUGGAAAUCUGUGUAAAAACAUGCAGUGUUCACAUCAGCAUUCUGUCAGCUGUCAUAUUCUCACACUGUCCUCCAAGAGGAGUGCCCCAAAAGACUGCUGUGGUGGAGGUUGAGCUGUGUGCAUUAGCUGCACAGAAACUCAGUGGCCUUUCUGGGGGCUGAGGGGCACUGCUCAGGGAGAGGAAGGGAAGUUCUUGGAGCUCACAACAAAUUGUAUGGGAUUUAAACAGAAGUUUUAAGUGCAUUUUCCUAACAGGACUUCUUCAAAAUUAUUCCAAAAGACUGUGAAUUAAUCAAGCACAGUUGCUGAUAAGCAGCCCAUACUCCUCCAGAGCCCCGUGGCAGCCCCCACAGCAUGUUUCCUGCCAGUCCCCAGCUCUGCAGGUCAGUAUGGCACUGGGUCACUCCAGGAAGAGGUGUGAUGGAAAAGGUGACGAAAGUUAGCAAUGUGAAGACUUGCCAUGAAUAAGAUGUGAUGAUUUCGGUAGUACUGAUGAGAGUGCUGUGAGUUGGAGGAAAAUGGGUACAUGAGGUCAAACGGCCCAGCUCUUUGAAUCUUUGUUGCGGGCUAUGUGGAGCAGAAAUCAAAACUGCUGUAUAGUGAAAGCUUUUCAUGAAUGACUUUUGAUUAAUUCUUGUGAAGCUGGUGGGAGGUGGUAAUAUGAAGUGGAAUCAGCAUGGCAUGGACAGAAGUACCACUGCUGACAGGGCACAUUUCCUCAGUUGCCAGAGACACAAUGGCAGCAAUGAUGUACAAACAGAUCUGCUGUGUGCACAUGAAGCAUAGGCAUUGUGCUUCAAUGACAGACUCUGCAAGGGUUGCCAAACAAUCAAACUGCCUCCUAACCUAAUUUUCACAGUUUACACACUUAGUUAGAUUUAAUUCUGAUGUACCUAUCAACAAGGUUUAGUGUAAGGCAGUGAAAGCGAUAGAUGCUAUUUGUGACACAAAAGAGAAAACAAUGGUCAAAGACAAACUUGUCUACCAAAGGAUUGUUCAGGCACCAGAGAGUUUUCAAGCAGUGGAUAAUUCCCAGAUAUUGAAAAAGUUGUUGUCAGACAUAAAAAAUUCUCAUUCAAGACCACUUUAAAUAUGAUAUCCAACUACUGCAAAUGUUUUUUUCCUGGAAACUUUGUCAGUAGUUUGGGUAUUAUUUUCAGAUUUGGAAAUGGCAGUAAGAUGGGCUUUUACUUGCUAUCACAGAAGGUCAAGUUUUGCUAAAUAGACUAGACUCAGAUAUUCCAUGCAGUUCUCAGCUGAAUUCUAUAGAAUCAUAGAAUCAUUAAGGUUGGAAAAGACCUCUAGGAUCAUUCAGUCCUACUGUCCACCUACCACCAAUAUUGCUCACUAACCCAUGUCCCUCAGUGCCAUGUCUACAUAUAGAGCUACUAAACGUUCACAAAUGUGAAGCCAAUUUAAAUUUACUUUUCUGUGAAUACAAGGCAUUAAUAACCUGAAAUAAAUUUUUUUAUAGUUACUAAAUAAAAGGAAUAGCAGCACUCACAAUGCAGUUUGGAGAGAUUCCUUGUUCUGUGGCAUAACCAAAUGAAUCCCUUUUUGAGCAUACAAUCUGGCUUAGCAUAGAAGCUUUGAUUUGGGGCUUAUUAUUACCAUUAAAAAGCUUGGAAUAUUUCAGUUUGAAAGGUGAUCUUUGUGAUUUGCCAUGCAGUUAUUUUUCUUGUUACAUGGAGUUUUACUUCAGUAUUUGUUCUUACAGAUCUGCCUGCUCUUUGCUCCAAAUCAUGCCUAUUACUAAGUUGCCUGCUGUACCAAUGAUGAGGGUUUCUUCAAUUAGUUUUGAUACUCAAUAUUUAGGCAGCUGUACAAGGAAUCAGAAAACAUUUGGAUGUUUUCUAUAAAUAUGAAUAAAAAUGAGAGGAAGUUUUAGGACAGACUGAUGCCAACCAAUUGUUCCAAGGAAUAGUCCAAACAGUCGGAUACGUUUAUAAUAGCAAAAAGCUGUUGAAGAAAAAUGUGUUAAUCCGUACAGUUGUGGAGGAACAUUGAAACAUGGCCCAUCUUACCAAGUUUCACAAUGAAUAGUAAGUGGGAACUGAAAAAACCAAACUGUUGCCUGAACAUUGUUACCGUAAAUGAAAAGGGAAAGAAACACUGUAGGUGGGGAUAGUAGUUCUGAGCCAUUCCUUUGGUGUCUUAUAUGUAACUGUUCCAAAAAAACCUCAAUAGGACUUCACCGUCAGAAAUCUCCCAUUCUGCAGACUGCCUGUCUAUUCUUAUUGGCCACACGCAACCCCCGAGCACCUCUGACGGUAGAAAAAAAAAAAGAAAAAGAAUAUCAUUUGACGUAUUUCACAUUUCCACUUCUGUUCAGCGAUUAUUUUUCCUUCUGUUUGUGGUUGUGUAACUUUGAUCCAGUCAGGCGAGAACAGAGAAAAGUGGAAACAAGCCUAUGUAUUUUCCCUCCUCGUGUCAAGACGCAGCACAGCUGCUAUCUGUAUGGUCAGAGAUGGACUCAAGCACCUUGAAGAUAAACUGGUAUUUAAAAGAAAACAGUAUUUUGAUUAUGGCUUAGUGAUACAUAUAUAUAUAUUUUAGCCAAAGAUCAUUAUUUUACUGAUUAGCUCAUGAAAAUAGGGACUCUUCUAUCUUCUCCAAGUAAAGGCUUUUGAACUAUGAAGGACCUGAUAGGAAAGCACCAUUCUGGCAUCAAACUCCAGAAGCUAUGCUGCAACCAGUGAUCAGCCCUACAUUUUGCAGAAUAUUCCCUUGCAUGAUGUACACUGUGCAUGUUUAGGCCUUCCUGCUCGCCAGCUGUUUCAGCUACAACCAAAUUUCAGUCUUAGUGGAGCAGGGAGCAAAGAGGCUUGUUUUGGGAUAAAAGCUUGAGCUGCUGUUUCCAGCCUGCAAGCUGUCUCUGUCACACUGGUAGCUAUCAAUUAGGUGACUCAGUCCUCAGCAGUCACAGUUAGUCAGAAAACAGCAAAGUUGGUGAUACAGACAAUGGCGUGGCCACUGCUCCAUCCUAUUUUGUGAUCAGUGUUUAAAUGGACCAUUGCAGCUUUUCUUUCUCUGUCACAGCACACAGGCCCACCUGCUCAGCUGCUGAAUCCCCACAUAUGAUGGUACUAUGUGGGCCAAUGCUUUCAACAGAAAGUCUUGGAAGUGCACAUGAAAACUGUCCCUCCGUGCAGACGCCUAAAUAAAGUGCACACCUUCAGAUGCACUGUUCUGAAAACCCCGAGCUUUAUCUUUGGUGACAUUUUGGUAAGAUCUGUUAUCUGCGUGAUGCUAUAAGUGACCUAGAAAGAGAUGAGCAAAAUUCUUGUUUUUAGAAAUGGAAAAUAUUGCUCUUUUUGGAGUACUCAGCCACGCAGAAAUAUUUGGGCACACGCGGUGUGGCCUUUCGCCUUUUCUUUGCUGUCACUUCCUAAGAUGCUUUUUCUAAGCCCAGAGGAACUGCCCAGUGCCAAUGUGUAAGCUGCAGAAGCAUCUGGACAUGAUUCAGGACGUUUCCACACACAGUGUCACUGGCCCGGGGCACACAAGUAUGCAGAGGGACAGCAAAGUAAGGGGUAUUUGUGACACACCACGUCAUUUCUGGUGACUGCUGCAGGCCACAUACUGAGGAGUGUGGAUUGAGCUUGCCUAUGGAUUUCUCAGUCAUUUCUUUCAGUGUCUCUGCUGUCAAGGAAUCAACUCUCUGGUUCUAUUUUCAAUUCAUUCAGAAAAUCCAAAGCAGAUUUCCCCAUGUCAGCUGCAGCAGGGUGCAGAGGUUUGGGGUAGGGCUCAUGCUCAAUGCUGGGGAGCAACACUCAGGUCCUGGGUGCUUAGCACAGCCAGGGACGCUGUGUGGGCAGCUACAGACAGCAGAUGCGUUUUGGCUGCGCAGUUCCACUGGUUCAUGUUGCACAGUCUGCGUAUUUGUAUCAAUCAGAAAUCGUGCUACAUUAAAAUACUGUACAACAAUCUGCUGUAUCACUGAUACAAAUGCACCACCCCAAAGACCCUAAUUCUGGAGGCUGUCUUGUGUGAAAACCAGAACCUGCCUGAAGGAUUUCACUUAGUUAGCUAACUGCCAUUAAGAAUUAUUCUUUUGUCAGAGGUAAGCCAAGGCCUAAAAAAACAGAAGAUACAGCUCUUAACUAGAAAGAGUAGUAUUAAAAUUACAUGCUCUGAAUCUGGACAAGACUCAGUCUGUGAGCUGGAGGAUUGGUCACAGUUGACUAAAGAAGGGAUCCUUGAUUUGAAUUUGUAUCUUUAGAUACAAUCUUGCCGUUUCCCAAAUAUUAUCCUUUUCCGAUUGAAUAAUGAAAGAGCAAAUGUUUGCUGAAAGGGCAUAUGAGAGGCAAAACACUGCCUAAUAUUUAAUCAGGCAAAGUUACAUUAGGAAAAGAAAGGUUUAAAAGAUACAGUGAAUUAUUUUUCCUAAUCAGAAAUAGAGAAAAAUAUCCAGACUGGGAAAAAUCUGCCUCUACAUGCUAGCAGUUAAAUAUUUGGAAGAAGUAAUUAUCAGUGCACGAUCUUCUUCCUCUCUCUGUUGGUAAUCUACACAAGGGAGAAUAAAAAUGGAUGAACUAUUUGGGGACCCAUCGCUCUUAAUCCAGAACACAUCAAUCUACACAUUAUUCAGAAAGAUUUGCUUUUCAGUCGAUUCAGACUGCACCCGUAGAAAUGCAUAGCAGGAAUAUCAGCUUAAGUAAGGGCUAGAGUCUUCCCAAAGCUAAACAAACACUGUUCUGUAGUCUUACCUUCUUAGUGUGCGUUCUCCCUCUCAAUUACUCAUCCAUAAAAAUGUAAAUGUUGGUACAGAAAUGAAGGCUGCAUGAGGGA